Molecule: messenger RNA, 1915 nt
Organism: Thalassophryne amazonica
Lineage: Eukaryota; Metazoa; Chordata; Actinopteri; Batrachoidiformes; Batrachoididae
Product: platelet-derived growth factor receptor-like protein
Exons: 7
Coding region: 405-1589 (394 amino acids)
Source: RefSeq, a predicted model, not a curated record
UUAUUUUUAAAAGGUGUAUUGGGCACCAAGUGUUUGGUAUGUGGUGUCUUUUUUUUUUUUUUUAAGGCUUGGUCCCAAUACACUUCAGUGGAGCGGUUAAGCAAACAGACUGUGAUUCCAAACGGAGGGGCCCGAGUCUCUGGAUUCUUAUUGGUCCAGUUCCCUUUGAAUGGCUCCAUUGAGCCAUUCCGGAGGAAUUUGGGGCACUAACACCACUCUCAGGAGGAGGAAUGUGUGUGAUCUGGUAAACAGCUGACUGACCGCCCAACUCCGUUCUGUUCUCUUACUCACCUAGUUUUCUUUCUUCUUCCUUCCCUUUGGAUUUUUGCUUGUUGUGAACUGUGGUGACGGACAUGAACUAACGAUACAAAGGCUAAUCUGGUCUUGCAGUCCACUGAGCAACCAUGCCAUUGGUCAAACUGUUUGGAGGCAAGGGGAGGCUGGUGUUGUGCAUAUUGCUUAUAGGUGCUGUGAUGUUCGACUUUGCUUUUUGUCAAAAAGAACAUCAAAUCCAGAAGAACAAUGCAGGAAGGAACCCCAAGCCAAGCAAGGCAAAAGUUGGUAAAGCAGCAAAUAAAGAGCUCAGAGCUGUGACAACCAAACCCAAGGUCAAAGUUACAUCUGAAACAGUGGCACAGCCCAUCCUCACACAGGUGCUAAACAGAGGUAAGUUUAAAAAGGUUGGCGAGAUCAUAAGCGUGCCGGCUGGACGCACGCUGGAGCUGAGGUGCAGAGGCAAACUUGUGCAGUGGAGUGUCCCAUCUUACUUGGAGGAGGACAAUGAAGGGAGGCUCAACUUUGUCCAAAAUGACCGAUAUGGAGUUUUGGCAUUAGUCAACAGUACUGGUGCAGACACAGGGGAGUACACGUGUUACCCCAUGUACUGCGAAGACACAGACUGCAGAAGGGAGUAUGACAAAGCUGCCAGAGUCUUUGUCUUCUUUCCUGACCCACAAGAGUUGUUUGUUCCAUCGUCUGACUACUACAAGGUAAUCCAGAUGCGGACGAACUGGCCAACACUACUUCCAUGUCAGGUGACAUCACCUGGAGCUCGGGUAACUCUGCACCGAGAGUACCCACCAACAGAGGUAGCUGUAAAUGGGAUGGAGAUCUCCUUUAACAUCAAGAAGGGCUUCACUAUCCAUCGACCGCAGCGUCAUCACGCUGGAACUUUGUACUGUGUGGCCAGUCUAGGCAAUCUGAGGCAGAGUUCCACUAAGUACAUUCUCAUCUAUGUCAACUAUCCCAUGGCUCCUCCUGCCCCGGUGAUCCAAGUUUCAUCCACCUCAGUGGUUCUUGGAGAAAACCUAUGUGUCAGCUGCAUUGUGAUCGGAGAAAAGGACGUGGAUGUUAACUUUGACUGGGAUUACCCAGGAGAACCGAGCGGGAGGCCUCCCUACACACGAGAGAGCGUCAGUCACACUGAUGGAGAUUCAUCCAGGCAGAAGUUUCAGUCCGUCCUUCUGGUGGAUGAGGUGAGGGAUGUGGAUCAGGGACAGUACACCUGUACAGCUCAGAAUCUGCAGGGAGCCAAAUCAGUGAGCACCACUGUUACAGUGAUCCCCAAAGCCAAAGCUAAGAAGCUGUGAGCCAUCAGGACACUGUAGCAGUACAGAGAAAGCACACAAUUUUGUCGUACUCUGAUUUUAUCUGGUGUGAAAAUGUAAUGAAAACCGAAUGAAAUACCCCAAAUGAAAAAUAUUUAUGUACACUUUUGAUAUAUAACAAGGUUUUAUAUUAAGCAAUUUUAUAAACACAUGCCUUAGUGUCUUUUUGUGUAUGGCAUUAUUAUUAUUAUUACUAUUAUUAUUUACUAUUUGUUGAUGAAAGUGUUGUGAUGAAAACUACAGUAUUUUAAGAUUUUCUGCAAGGAAAAUGUUGCUGUAAGAAUGUAAUAAAGGCUCAUCUUCACCAC